Messenger RNA from Lentinula edodes (shiitake mushroom), 276 nucleotides. RefSeq names its product cytochrome c oxidase assembly protein PET191-domain-containing protein. Bases 1 to 276 code for a protein of 91 amino acids. Gene Ontology annotation, cellular component: mitochondrion. The transcript is spliced from 2 exons. Gene Ontology annotation, biological process: mitochondrial respiratory chain complex IV assembly. NCBI's taxonomy places the organism in Eukaryota, Fungi, Basidiomycota, Agaricomycetes, Agaricales, Omphalotaceae. The record is from RefSeq and is a predicted model, not a curated record.
AUGUCCUCUUCCUGCCAAGGCCUCCUAGAUGCACUCAAAGACUGUCUCAAGCACUCAGACUGUGUCAUGAAGCAGGGAAAUCUACCCUCAGAUUGUUUGAAGAACCAUAUGGAGGAGUUACCGGAGGAAUGUCGAUCUCUUAGAAAAGCAACGUUCGAGUGUAAGAGAGGAAUGCUAGAUAUGAGGAAAAGGUUCAGAGGCAAUAUUGUUGGUUCUCGAUUUCAGUAUGAUCCAGACAGACCUCCUUCCCAAUCAAAGUUAGGGUCGGAGUCGUAA